AUGAUAGAAAAGUCUAAGAUACUAACGGCAAUUGGGAUUGUAGUGGCUGUUGUGAUUUCUGUUUAUGGAAUUCACUAACUUUACAUUCAACAUGAGGCUAAUAGAAUUGAUAAGUUUAGAAAGCAUGCAGGCUUUUAUGUUUUAAAACAAGACGUGAAUAAAACUCAAGAUGGUGGUUUCGUUGGGUUUCUUUCUUGGAAGCCUGGUAAAAAGGAAUAAGAAGAACCUCUUUCUCCUGUGAUAAGAGAACUAAAAGUAAUUUUCAAAGUAGAUGGUAAGAAUGAAUGCCAAUUUAAAAUUACAGAUAUUGAAGAUUCUAGAUUUUAGUUACCUUAUAAUGAGCCUUUCCCUUUUACUAAAGAGCAGGGAUAAGAAAGUAAAUUAGAAAGAAUAUUUGAUUACAAGGUAAGUCAAGUAGGAGAACAAUUCUACUUUGAAUUGUUUAGAAAAUCUUCAGGAUAAACUAUUUUUUCAACAAAAGAUCGUCCUAUUUUAUUCACAGAUAAAUACUUAGAAAUUUCAACAGAAAUGAAUGAAGAAAUGAUCUUUGGUCUUGGCGAUAGAAGAACAGAUUUUUAAAUUAAAUCAGGCAGAUACUCUUUCUGGAAUGCUGAUGCCAUGUGGAUUGAUAACGGAACUCCUGGAAAAUCAAUUUACGGAUAUCAUCCUAUGUACUUAAGAAGAGAAGUUAUUGAAAAUAAUUUCCACGUUACUCUUUUCAGAAACACUUAUGGUCUAUAAGUUGAUUACAAAUAAAACUAAUAUUUGACUUAUAAAACGAUUGGUGGAAAUUUAGAUUUCAAAUUCUUCCUUGGUGACUCAAACCCUGAAAAUGCAAUUAAACUUUACCACAACUAUGUAAAUGGUUGGAUACUUCAUCCUUUUUGGGUUUAAGGUUUUCAUUAAUGCAGAUGGGGAUAUAAAUCAUCUGAUUAGCUCAUGGAAGUGUGGGAUAAGUACAAUUCUUUAUAAAUACCUAUUGAUUCUUUGUGGUCCGAUAUUGAUUACAUGUAUAAGUAUUAAGAUUUCACAAUCGAUACUGAAAGAUUUAAUCUAACUUAGAUGCAAACAAUUUAUAACUUAUCAAACCCACAAGGUGUUCACUGGAGCAGUAUUAUUGAUGUUGGCAUUUCAAUAGAAGAAGAGGGAGCAAUUAAAGGACAAGAAAUGAAUAUUUUUAUAUAGAGUGCUAAAACAAAAGAGCCUAUCAUAGGAACUGUAUGGCCAGGAAAAACUUACUUCCCAGAUUUCAAUCACCCAAAUUCCACUGAAUAUUGGUAUGAAGGGUUUGUCAAUUUAACAAAAUAUGGGCUUUAAUAAGAUGGUAUUUGGAUAGAUAUGAACGAAUAUUCUAAUUUUGUUACAGGAGAAGUUGGAAAGGAUGAAAGCACUCUAGUUAAUGAAAUCAAAACUUUCUUUACAAGCGAAAAGCCUAAUCUUCCUUUUAAUCCUUUAGAGGUGAGAAGGUUGGAUCAUAGAACUCUCUCUUUGGAUGCUAUACACUACAGUGGAGAUUAAGCUGUAUUAGUAAAUGCGACUAAAAAUUACACUAUAACUUAAUAUGACAUGCAUAAUAUUAAUGGUUUUGGUGAAGGUCUCGCAACUUACAAAGCAGCAAAAAGACUUGGAAAAAAACUCACUUUUAUUCUUUCUAGAUCGUCCAUGUUCGGAAGUGGAAGAUAUGUUUAACAUUGGAAUGGAGAUGCUUUUUCAACUUGGGAAUAUUUACGUUUGAGCAUACCUUCAAUUAUGAAUUUCUAAAUGUAUGGUAUUCCUUUUGUUGGAGAUGACAUUUGUGGUUUGGCUCUCGAUGCUACAGCUGAACUUUGUGCUAGAUGGUAGUAAUUAGGUUCCCUUUAUCCUUUCUCCAGAAAUCAUAAUGGAGAUAAAUAUUCACCUCAAGAACCGUAUGCAUUCCCUAAGCAUCCAUAUGUCCUUUCAUCAACAAUUAAAACUCUAAAUGUUAGAUACCAACUAUUAAAGUUUUAUUAUCAUCUGUUUGUUAAGGGUAAUGGCUUGGGAACAAUUUUUAGACCUCUUUUCUGGGAAUUCCCUGGCGACGAAUAAUCAUAUUAACAUUAGUUCCAAUUCAUGCUUGGGGAUUACUUAUUAGCUUCUCCUGUUGUAUAUAGUGGAAACACAUUUACUCAAAAAACUAAGCAUUGCGUUUAUAUCCCUGAAAAUAGCCUUUUCUUUGAUUUUUAUAAUUAUAGUCCUAUUUAAGGAGGUGAUCACUGCUUCUAAGUACCUUUUGAUGCUGUUGUUCCUAUGUAUAUCAAAUCGGGUAAAAUUUUACAUUUACAAGAUAGAAAAAAUACUCUAAGAAGUAGAUUCCUUGAUAAUAGAUUUACUUUAUUAAUUGCUCUUGACGAAAAUAACGAAUCUAGUGGAUCUAUUUUAACCAUUAAUAAUUAUAACGAAGAUGAUAAUAUAAUUUAAAAUUGUACUGAACAACAAAACUGUGUUGCUAAUUUAUCUGCAAAAGUUAAUUCAAAAUCUGGAACCGAAAUGGAAAUAGAAAUCAAAGUGAAUUAGGCUGCAGCUUCUACAAAUUUCCAAGAAAUAAUUGUUGAUAAAUUGAUAAUUGUAGGUAUUAAGAAAAGUGAGUCCUACAAAUUCAAGAUAAUAGAUAUGAUAAAUAAUCCUUUUAUUAUAAAUAAAGAUGGAAGUGAAUUAAAUUUAUAAUUCGAUUUGUGA
This is a messenger RNA of Tetrahymena thermophila SB210, 2697 nucleotides long. RefSeq names its product glycosyl hydrolase family 31 protein. Gene Ontology annotation, molecular function: carbohydrate binding; hydrolase activity, hydrolyzing O-glycosyl compounds. Gene Ontology annotation, biological process: carbohydrate metabolic process. The transcript is spliced from 6 exons. Lineage: Eukaryota; Ciliophora; Oligohymenophorea; Hymenostomatida; Tetrahymenidae. The record is from RefSeq and is a predicted model, not a curated record.